Arabidopsis thaliana (thale cress) is the source of this 1457-nucleotide messenger RNA. RefSeq lists its product as uncharacterized. The coding region runs from base 95 to 331 and encodes 78 amino acids. Gene Ontology annotation, biological process: defense response to insect; response to insect; response to wounding. Lineage: Eukaryota; Viridiplantae; Streptophyta; Magnoliopsida; Brassicales; Brassicaceae. The record is from RefSeq and is marked reviewed. The transcript has 2 exons. Gene Ontology annotation, cellular component: apoplast; plasma membrane.
GUUUUGGUUUGUUUCAUUUUUUCGUGGAACGUUCCCUCCACCUGCAUGUACAUAAAUAUGAGUCUAAACUCGAGAAAAAAAUAAAGAUCGAGAAAUGAGAAAUACAAUUUCCUCAAAAAUGGGUCAAGUUCUAAUUGUGCUUCUUCUCCUCUGCACCGUCCUUUGCCGUACCGAGUCAGCUCUUCCUUCGGGUCAACAUUCAGUCCUACUAACCGGAAGGAGAUUGAUGGGUUCGGGCGCUUCGGGACCAGUAAGAUCAUCGCAGAGUAGCCAAGCUGGUGGACGUUUUAAUGAUGCUGAUCCUAUCGCCAUAGAUUACGGAAAAUAUUAAAUUUCUUUUUGAUUUCAGUUUUUCCAAAUUUAAUGAUGUUUUAAUCGUUUUCUGCUGCUUUUUCAUCAGUUUACAGUCAACUGUUACGUGAUAUUUCCCUUGUUUGAAGUCAUGAAAUUUCUUGUAUCGUGAUCUAUAUUAUAUAUUUUGUGUUUUUGUUUGUUUUCAUUGUUAGAACAUAUUUAUUUCCUUAAAACAUGGAAACGUAAUCUAUAUUUGGAAAAACUAAUGUCAUACGAUUUUUUAGCCAAGGGAACAGAACCAUCGAUAUAUGGACAAAUUAAUGGUGCUCCUCUCUAAUUUCGCCAUCAUCUCUUCCUAAUUUCCAAUUUUUGGUUUAAGAAAUGUAUUUUUUUGUAUUUUAGCUAUCGGCCAUUACAAGUCCAGUUUUUUUUUACAUUUUGAUAAAAAGAAAAAACAAAUCCAGUUUUUAAAGUCUCAGUGAUGUACGUGUUUUCAGAUAUAUAUAUAUAUAUCACAUAUGGGAUUGUUGAGAUGGUGGGGUUUUUAAUGGAGGAUCGAGAAGGACGAUCUAAACCAAGAUGGAACGGUCGAGAUGACUAACCGAUAUUAUAGAAAUAGCGAAGAUAUGAUUAUAGAAGAAUCAACCAUCUUUUGGUUUCUUCUUGAUUUUUCUAUAAUCAUAUCUUCAUUAUUUUCAUAAUAUUGGUUAAUCAUCUCGACCGUUCGAACUUUGUUUAGGUCGAUCUUCUCGAUUUCCCAAUAAUUUUCUAGUUCAUUAUUUUGGAUGUGGUGGUUGGGAAGAUAAAAAGAGGAAACAAAAGAUUUGUGAAAAGCGGAACAAAGAUUAGAAAAUAAGAAAUGAUUAGAGUCAUUUCAAUAUCCAGUGAGCAAAAACUCUACCGAAAUUGAAGGAAUUGAGGAGUUUUGAAGAGGAAGAAGUAGUGGCGGGUGAUGAAAUGGCAAUUGAUGGAGAGGAGGAAUUAGGGCUUCUUGGUGAAUUUGGGGGAAAUUUUGAGAGUGAAGAGAGUGUUUAUGUCAUUGAAGAAGGCGAGGAGGCAAAAAACUGAAAUGAAAGGUUCUUAUUUAGUUUAUCCGUUGCAAUGUGUGCCAAUCUUUUUUUCUAAUUUAUUAUUAAACUGUAUAAACUUUUUUUUUGUUUAUU